Heterobilharzia americana is the source of this 1640-nucleotide messenger RNA. The record is from the annotation of a GenBank genome assembly. NCBI's taxonomy places the organism in Eukaryota, Metazoa, Platyhelminthes, Trematoda, Strigeidida, Schistosomatidae.
GGAUUUUUGAACCCGUAGCUUUACGGCUCGUUUAUUAAUCUUAUUCACGUUAUUGCAUUAUAACAUAAGAUAUCCAAAAUGUCGAAUCAGCCUGUUUCUCGACAUCGUAAACAGCACUUUCCCCGCCUAGAACGUCGAAAAUUAAGUGCGACUCUAUCUCAAACUCUUCCUUUACCAGAAUAUGAUUCAGAUGAUGACCCUAUUUAUAUUUCUAAACAUACUCGAAGUUCACUUAUCGCUACAAAUCACAAGUCAUUUCGUACAGUUAAGACGGACACAAAAGAAUCCAACGGAUCUGGUCGUCCCGAUAAACGUGCCAGGGAUGAACACAAUGAACAAGAACGUAGCCGUCGGCGUGAACUUGCUGUCAUCUACGAGUUGAUCCGGUGUAGUUUUUCCAAUAACGAUUUGCAUUAUCUCGGUCAUUGCAACGGUCCUAAAUCUGUCGAAAAACUGUCCUAUCCACAGGUCUUGCAAAUAGCCUACCAAUUAGUACGUGAAGAACAGCACAAUUUGACCCUAUUCGAGAAGUCAUUAAAUGAUAUAAAAGUGAUUGAAAAAGAAUUUGUGCGUGCUGGUCUCCCAGUGCCUGAAAGACCUAAAUGUCCCUCAAUACUAGAUAAUUAUCGAAAAAUGGUUCAACUUGUGGAUAAUUUACUUCGUCAUGAUAAGAUGGCAAGAUCUGCUGAAGGUGUGUAUGAAGUAACACCAGCAGAACGUGCGGCUAUCGGUGAUCAAGAAAUGUCAUAUCUUUUACCUCGUUCACAGUGCCAAUCCUCUAUUACAGACUAUUCUGGUCGAAUGAGAAAUCGAAGAUCAUUCAAUCUGAUCAACCAUUUGGCCGAUGAUAAUUAUUUAGAGCCAGAGGAUACUAGAAGUAGUUUGUCACACUGGUCAAAUAUGUCUACUGUCCAGUCUAAGAUCAAACGAUCUUCUUCCUCAGCUUCACUGGACUGUGGUGCUGAUGAUGAUAUUGACUCACUUACACCUCCUUCAGAUGGUCAUCGCCGGAAUAACAAUAUGUGGUUAGAUAAUCAUGAAUUCUUGGAUAUCCUGUCAAAGUUCAAGGCGGAUUCCGAUAAUUUAAGUGAUGACUUUGAAGAGGCAGCUGAGGAUGGAGAUGAGGAAAUUGAUGUUGACAGUUUAAUGUUGAACUUUCAGUCAAAUGAACCAUUUGACUAAAUUGCCCAUGGAUACAUAUGUGUAUGUAUGUAUGUAUAUGUAUAUAUAUACUUAUGCCUAUACUGUAUCGUGCCUUUUUGUAUCUUUACAGUAUUUUUACUUUCAAGUAUUUUCAACUACCUAUCAUGCUUUAUCAUAAUCAUCACAAUCAUUAUUACUAUCAUUAUUAUUACUGCCGGUUUUAGCAUUAUGAUCAGCUAUUUUUAUUAUCAUCAUUACUAUCAUUACUACUUUUGUUUCCUUCUCUUUAUUGAUGACGUGUUAACUUCAUGCACACUUAUCACCAUUACACUCGUUUCAGGGUCAUUCAUAAAUCCCACCCUGGUGACAAACGCCUGAAUUAUUUUUUAUCCUUUUACUGCAUCAAUUAUAAUCAUUUCCUUUCUCUACCUAGAUAGUAUACAAACAUUUUCUUGACGACCUAUAACUUGUGGAUAAAAAAAAAUUUGCCUUCGCCU